AUGACCUGGCCAAUUAUUCUAAUUCAGAACUUCAUCCAGCGCCAUAUGGGUCGCCAAUUCCUAGAGCCUCCGGCCUUUGAUCUGGCAGGCAGUUACGAGGACUCCAACUGCUGUACUCCUCUCAUUUUCGUCCUUUCACCGGGUGCAGACCCACUGAAUGCGUUGAUGCGUUUCGGAGGGGACCGCGGCAUCCGACCAACAGACAUUCAAACAAUUUCUUUGGGACAGGGUCAGGGGCCCCUAGCAGAGCGGCUCAUCAACAAUGGUAUUACAGAGGGGGCUUGGGUAGUGCUGCAGAACUGCCAUUUGGCAGCUAGUUGGAUGCCGUACCUAGAGAAGAUCUGCAAUGAAGUCAUUGUGCCAGAAAAGACUCACAGUGAUUUUCGUCUGUGGCUCACGUCAUACCCCUCUGAGGACUUUCCUGUCUCUAUUCUCCAAAAUGGCAUAAAAAUGACGAAUGAGCCACCGAAAGGUCUUCGCUCUAAUCUUCUACGCUCCUAUUCUACUGACCCGAUUUCUGACAUGUCUUUCUGGAAUAACUGUAACAAGCCUCAAGUAUGGCACAAAAUGGUGUAUGGUCUGUGCUUCUUCCACGCUCUCGUCCAAGAACGCAUCAAAUACGGUUCUCUUGGAUGGAAUAUCGCCUACCAAUUCAAUGACUCGGAUCUGCGCAUCAGUGUCCGACAACUUCAG
Messenger RNA from Hydatigera taeniaeformis, 693 nucleotides. The record is from the annotation of a GenBank genome assembly. NCBI's taxonomy places the organism in Eukaryota, Metazoa, Platyhelminthes, Cestoda, Cyclophyllidea, Taeniidae.